CCCUGGGUCUGUGUCCCUUCCCUUCUCUUGUAUGGAGGCUGGUCCUAUUGCAUUGAGGCUCUGCUCUACUCCAUUAUGAUCUCAUCUUCACUAGUCCUAGAUCUACGUCUGUAGUGACCCUAUUUCCAAAUGAGGUCACAGUGCUCACUUAGGCAGCACAUCUAACAAAUGAGGUCACAUUCGGAGGCACCGGGGGUUAGGAAUUCAACAGAUCUUUUUGGGAGGAUGCAAGUCAGCCCAUAACACUGCAGGUGCUCCAGGGAUGAAACGUACACUCCUCAGCGGGGCAGAUGCGGUCCUCCAUGACCUCCUCUCAGCAUCCCUCCCGAUAAGCCAGUCGUGUGUAGCCAUUUGCUGCUCCAGAAACACCCCACGCCUUCUUCCCACCUUCCUAGGUUACUAGCACUGUUCCGUCUGGAAUUGGAGGCUUCUAGAGGUUCUGAAACUUCACUGUUCAGCCUCAAAGAAACUGCAAGGAAGGGAAUUUAAAACAAAACCCCUAGUUCCACAUCUGUUUCUUUUUCUCCUCUGUCAGAGGAAGACAUACAUGCACAAGACCUACAGGCAAGUUGGAAGAGCACCGAGGAUCUGGGGAAAAUUGUACAUGCCAGACAAAUAUCCCAUUCAGGAUACGGAACUCCCUAAAGCUGAGGACUGUGAUCCAAUUACUUUGAACUGCCCAACAAAUUCUGAGAUGCAUCACCAGGGAGAAGAAAAUGGCUUUCCAGACAGUACUGGAGAUCCCCUUUCAGACCUAAGCAAAGAUGAGUCCUGCAAGAAAAACUGUACUUGUUCCUCCUGUGUGCUCCGGGCCCCGACCAUAAGUGACUUACUCAAUGAUCAGGACUUGCUUGAUGUCAUCAGGAUAAAGCUGGAUCCAUGUCAUCCAACAAUAAAAAACUGGAGGAAUUUUGCAAGUAAAUGGGGCAUGCCCUAUGAUGAACUGUGUUUCCUGGAGCAGCGGCCUCAGAGCCCUACCUUGGAGUUCCUGCUCCGGAACAGCCAGAGGCCAGUGGGCCAGCUGAUGGAGCUCUGCAGGCUCUACCACAGGGCCGACGUGGAGAAGGUCCUGCACAGGUGGGUGGAUGAGGAGUGGCCCAAGAGGGGUCGUGGAGACCACCCCAGGAACUUCUAGACCUCGGCUUCUUUGGCUUCUUUGGACCUUGAAACAACCACAGGUUAAGGAGGAAUGUGGAUCUGUUCUUUUUGUAAUUGUUUAGGAUAAGGACAUGAGAAUGAUGGACAUUGAUUGGUUCUCCCCAAAGCUGGUGGUUUUUGGAGGGGUAGGGUUGUAUUUUGGUGGCGGAUUUUUGUUUGUGUAGUUUUGCACAUCUGUUUUAAUUUAAUAUUUGAAUCUGGUUGGGGAAAGAUACUUCCUAGCCUCAGAUGGGGACCAGGGCCAAAGACCACAGUCAGAAUGGAAUCAUGCCAUGAUGAAAAUAAAAUGAUCCUCUCCCUUCAAUACUGUGGGAGACUGAAAUGAGAACUAAGAUUGUGGAUGGUGCCAGCCGGUCAUCAUCCAUGGGAUCCUUCAUGAUGGACCGACAGCUCUCCCACAGCUCAGAGGACAACACAGAGAAAUUACCUUGUCCUUUUUCUGUCAUAGAGGACUUUGGUAUCAUGGGGCCAUACCUUCAGGCCAUAUGUGCCAUCUUUUUUAUUCAAAUACUUUGGUAAUCUGUGCACUAACAAAAAUGCCAUUUGUGCAAGUUUUUUUUUUUUUUUUUUUUCAAGAAAUACGAAAGUAGUGGCAAGAGGACAGAGUUAGGAAUCAGGAGGGUUCUAAGGACCUUGGGCAAGGUGUUUGGCAGAGAGAGUACACAAAAUGCCCUUUGUUACCCAAGACUUUUUAAUAAAUGAAUUAAUAGUUGCUCUUCCAUCUUUUGUAUGAGGCUGAGUGUUUCAUCCCUGGGAUCAGGUUCAGCUAAGAAAUAAAUAAAAAUCACCUGGCCCAGAGUUGAAAUGUAACAACUUCUAGCAACUACUGUCACAGCUGGAAACAGAGCCACCAACAAACACUACAUAGCGGUUUAGCUAAGAACAGGAAGUCUUUGAUGCUAAAGAUCAGUAUUAAAAUCCAAAUUUUAGAGGAUUUUAAACCAAAUGAAAAAUUGGAUCUGAUGUUCUUAUUUUGUGGUUUAGGGGGAUGUAAAGUGUGGAGGAUGGAAGAGUUUGUUACUGGAGAGAUCAGAUUUUCUCUCUCUCUCUCUCUCUCUUUAAUGGGGUAACAGAGAUAUGAGGCAAAGCCUUGGCUUGUUUGACAAUUUCAUGAAAGCCCUAUUUGGAUUUGGCUGGGGCUCAGAAAAUUAAGGCACUCCUUUCAGUUUGGUGGGAUUCUGUACAAGUCCUGGAUUAAAAUAAACAAAAAUGAUGAACAUUGGAAUACAAAAAAGAUAAGAAUUAACUCAAAAUUAUUUUCUCAACUUCCAACAUAUUUUUCCACUGACAGUUUUAGCAGUUUUUAUUAGGUUGCCAAUAUAUAGAGUCAACUUUGCUAUCAAAUAUAAACUCUAAACUAACCCAAUCUACUAUGGACAUUUACUAAUCACUUCUGAUUCAGGGUUAAUCUCACCAGCUCAUCUUCCUCUGUUUGAUUUAUCAGAUAAAUGUCAGGUUUAUCACAAAAUGUAUUUAAAGGAGCAGCCAGUAAUAAAAUGUGGAGUUUUUUUCAGUU
This is a messenger RNA of Canis lupus familiaris (dog), 2674 nucleotides long. It is a transcript of the gene EDARADD, whose product is annotated as EDAR associated death domain. The transcript has 7 exons. NCBI's taxonomy places the organism in Eukaryota, Metazoa, Chordata, Mammalia, Carnivora, Canidae. Bases 548 to 1135 code for a protein of 195 amino acids. Gene Ontology annotation, molecular function: protein binding. Gene Ontology annotation, biological process: signal transduction. The record is from RefSeq and is a predicted model, not a curated record.